Messenger RNA from Nanorana parkeri, 3045 nucleotides. It is a transcript of the gene SMO, whose product is annotated as smoothened, frizzled class receptor. Gene Ontology annotation, cellular component: dendrite; cilium; plasma membrane. The record is from RefSeq and is a predicted model, not a curated record. The coding region runs from base 333 to 2783 and encodes 816 amino acids. The transcript is spliced from 12 exons. Gene Ontology annotation, biological process: central nervous system development; commissural neuron axon guidance; smoothened signaling pathway. NCBI's taxonomy places the organism in Eukaryota, Metazoa, Chordata, Amphibia, Anura, Dicroglossidae. Gene Ontology annotation, molecular function: transmembrane signaling receptor activity; patched binding.
UCCCGUAGCCUGGAUCACAUUACAUUCUUUCACUCCUCUCUCUACAAAUCCCUUUCCUGCAAGUUUUCUGGGGAAGAAAAGUGUUUUGUGCGAUGCUGAUGCAUGCCUGAACAUCGGAGCCCACAGCUUCGUCCUGCAGGACUUUGCACUGGAUUUUGGGAUUCCUUGGAGUGAAUGAAGGAACUAAAAUGGAGGAGGGCAGAUUGCAGCGCUGCGCUGGGCUGGAGCCAUCCUAUUGAGUGCAACGAGACAAAGCUGUGUGGAGUUUGGGGCCAUUUCUGCUUUGUGUUCAUCUUCAAGAUAGUUUUCCUGCCCCCCAUCCUCUUUUAAACAUGUCCUCCUCCAUGGUGCUAUGGAUCUGCUGGAUUGCGGGGAUCUUCUACAGCUUCUUCAUGUCUGCAUCUGGAGAGAUUCACUUUAACGAAUCCCUGUACAUGGAUAGGUGCAAGAAGACCACCACUUGUGAAUCCCUCAAAUACAACAUUUGCCUUGGAUCUGCUUUACCCUAUGCCUUUACUUCCACUGCCUUGGCUGAGGAUUCCCUUUCUCAGGAAGAAGUUCAUGAUAAACUGUUGCUUUGGUCUGGCUUAAGGAAUGCCCCACGUUGCUGGGAGGCCAUACAACCUCUACUAUGUGCUGUGUACAUGCCAAAGUGCGAAGGAGGCAAAGUAGAGCUUCCAAGUCAAGGCCUAUGUCAGGCUACACGCGGCCCCUGCGCCAUUGUAGAGCGGGAGAGGGGCUGGCCAGACUUUCUAAAGUGCACCACAGAUCGCUUCCCAGAGGGCUGUCCGAAUGAGGUGCAAAACAUGAAGUUUAACAGCUCCGGGCAGUGUGAGGCUCCCUUGGUCCGCACAGAUAACCCUAAAAGCUGGUACGAGGAUGUGGAAGGCUGUGGCAUUCAGUGUGAGAAUCCACUGUUUACCCAGAAGGAGCAUCGAGAAAUGCAUGUCUACAUUGCCAUAUUCAGUUCAGUCACCAUAUUCUGUACCUUUUUUACACUGGCCACAUUUCUCUCAGACUGGAAAAACUCUAACCGCUACCCUGCUGUGAUUCUUUUUUAUGUCAAUGCCUGCUUUUUCAUGGGCAGCAUUGGAUGGCUUGCUCAGUUUAUGGAUGGUGCUCGUAAUGAAAUUGUUUGUCGGGGAGAUGGCACCAUGAGGCUUGGCGAGCCCACGUCAAAUGAGACUCUCUCUUGCGUUAUUAUUUUUGUCAUUGUUUACUACUCCAUGAUGUCAGGAGUGAUCUGGUUUGUUAUGCUGACAUAUGCUUGGCAUACCUCCUUUAAAGCCCUGGGUACCACUCACCAGCCCCUCUCUGGCAAGACUUCAUACUUCCACCUGGUCACGUGGUCUAUUCCCUUUGUCCUCACAGUGGCCAUCCUUGCAGUGGCUCAGGUUGAUGGCGACUCUGUGAGCGGAAUCUGCUUUGUCGGGUACAAGAACUACCGCUUCAGAGCCGGCUUUGUGCUGGCUCCAAUUGGAGUUGUGCUAAUUGUUGGAGGUUAUUUUUUAAUCAGAGGCGUAAUGACAUUGCUUUCUAUCAAGAGUAAUCACCCUGGGCUCCUGAGCGAGAAAGCAGCUAGUAAAAUAAAUGAAACCAUGUUGCGACUAGGAAUAUUUGGAUUCUUAGCCUUUGGUUUUGUACUCAUCACCUUCAGCUGUCAUUUCUAUGACUUCUUCAACCAGGCAGAGUGGGAGAGAAGUUUCCGUGAAUAUGUCCUGUGCGAGGCCAACGUGACUAUUGCUGCUCAAACAAAUAAGCCCAUUCCUGAGUGUGAAAUAAAGAACAGGCCCAGUCUUCUGGUAGAAAAGAUUAACCUCUUUGCCAUGUUUGGCACUGGCAUAGCCAUGAGCACAUGGGUGUGGACCAAAGCAACCAUUAUCAUCUGGAAGAGAGCCUGGUGCAGAAUUUUAGGUCGCAGUGAUGAUGAACCAAAGAGAAUCAAGAAAAGUAAAAUGAUUGCAAAGGCAUUUUCGAAGAGGAAGGAGUUGCUUAAUAACCCUGAAAGGGAACUGUCCUUCAGUCUUCAUACAGUGUCCCACGAAGGACCAGUUGCGGGUCUUAACUUUGAUAUUAAUGAGCCAUCAGCUGACAUGUCGUCGGCAUGGGCACAGCAUGUCACAAAGAUGGUUGCCAGGAGAGGAGCCAUUUUACCUCAAGAUGUUUCUGUGACUCCCGUGGCAACUCCAGUGCCUCCUGAAGAGAGAGAAAAUGUAUGGCUGGUAGAGGCAGAUAAUCAUUAUGGACUGGAGAAGAAAACUAAGAAGAAGAAAAGGAGAAGGAAGAAAGAGAUCAGAUUAGUGGAUGAAAGAAAAGGCAUUGAAAACUAUAAUGCAAGGGCUUCAACAGCAGUACCUCGUCUCCCAAAGCUUCCUGUUAAGCCCAACCUUGUGACCAGGGCAGUGGAACCCCAGGAAUUUGAACAGGCCCUUCCAGGAUCCUACAGAGAAUAUAGGAGAUGGCCUCCUAUUACUGGAGGAUUAUACCACAUGGAUAAUAUGGAUGACCACCUUGGAUACAAAAAAUACACUCAUACCAAUUGUAUUUCUCACCCUUACUCCACUGAUGAGCUUCCUAUAGCUCAACAGAGUGGAGUUCAAUUUAUCCCUCAUCCAAGGCGUGAUGGCAUAUUCCAGUACUCAAAUGGGAAUCUCCCGUCAUAUGCCACAAGACACGGUCCCUGCAAUGACAGGACUCAAACUAGAAGAGCAGAGAUUCCCCCCAUGCAUUCCAGAGCAAACCUUAUGGAUGCUGAACUCAUGGACACAGAUUCAGAUUUCUAGCCCUACAGCAGGCACUUGAAGAACUUUUUAAGUUAAUUUAGAAUGCAAUUAACAGACGCAAUCCAAGUCUUCUGGACCCUCUAUGUAUUAAGAAAGGUUCCUAAAAUGGAGACCUAUACAGAGGUCUGGAAUCUGGGUGAAUGCAUAUAUGUGGAGGAGGAUGUAAUUUAAUUGGAAUUGUCUCUAAAAAUGACACCAUCAGAUGGAUGGAAACUGACACAAAAGCAGCUUAAUUUAACGUUUGUUCACAAUGAUGCAACUA